Molecule: messenger RNA, 234 nt
Organism: Rotaria sordida
Lineage: Eukaryota; Metazoa; Rotifera; Eurotatoria; Philodinida; Philodinidae
Source: the annotation of a GenBank genome assembly
AUGCUUCAACGUUCAAUACCUGCAGAUUAUAUUCGUGAUGUAUUUAAUCGUUUUGGAAAUUUAAUUGAUGUUCGUAUGAUAAAUUCUCAAUUAUGUUAUGUUAUGUUCAGUGAUGAAAUUAGUGCUGAUACAGCUAUGGAAACAAUCAAUGGACAAGAAAUAGCAUUAGUUCGUAUAGGUAUUAUUGAAAGUGAUAAAUCUGUUGAUUCAACAACUGCUUCUGUUGUACAUUGA